GGGGCGGGCAAUGAAACCCUACCUCCAUCGCUCAUUUGCCCAUGCUUUGCUUGUCGUUUGGUGAGCGUAUAUUGCACGCGCUAGUCGAUUCCUCUUGUCUCUUUUGUUCGUUCUCCACUCCUCUCCAGACCUCCGUCCAGGCACCAACGCCCAAACAUCUAACCCAUUUACUGUUCCAAAUGGCCCAGACCUGAGUCUUCCCCUUUAUUUUUUAUUUUGCCUUCGCUCCGACCACUCUACUCAUCUGCUCAACAAGCGAUUAGCGAUUCCGAGGAGAGUUGCUGCAGGAAUCUGGUCAUCACCAUGUUUAUGACAAGGGUUUUUGGGAGGACACUGUUUGCUGCUGCCAAGUCUGAAGCUUCUGCUGCUACUGCUGCCGCUGCUGCUUCUGCUAGGAUGGUACAUAACCCUUUGCAGGAAUUCUUUGAGGCAGAUAGAAGUCAGGAUGAUGAUCAACCUGUUGUUUAUGGUCGAAGUUGGAAGGCUUCUGAACUACGUCUUAAGUCUUGGGAUGAUCUCCACAAACUAUGGUAUGUUCUAUUGAAGGAGAAAAACAUGCUUAUGACUCAGCGCCAGAUGCUUCAUGCUCAAAACYUACGGUUUCCUAAUCCAGAGCGUCUUCCCAAGGUAAGGAAAUCAAUGUGUCGCAUCAAGCAUGUGCUCACUGAGAGAGCAAUUGAAGAGCCUGAUCCUAGGAGAUCUGCUGAAAUGAAGAGGAUGGUAAAUGCUUUGUGAUGUGUUCCUUACUGCAUUUCCUCCAGGUAGGUAAAUCGUUUCCUUGAGGUGCAGGCAAAAUGAUUUUUGAUGUACACAAUUUUAUUAACACCCAGUGAUUGGUAGUUCAAUUGGUUUAAGGAUAAAUGAAGCCAGGUUCUACUUUUAUGGAAAAAAAAAGGUUGUGGAUGCUCGUUGUUAGUGGUUAUGUGAGCUGGGACAAUUACCAUAGGCUGCUUCAAUUAAACGUUGUUUUCCUUCUUUCUGCUUAUUUGCUUAAUAGUUUACAAAGUCCCA
Messenger RNA from Nelumbo nucifera (sacred lotus), 1011 nucleotides. Its product is annotated as ribosomal protein L29 family protein. Gene Ontology annotation, biological process: mitochondrial translation. Gene Ontology annotation, cellular component: mitochondrial ribosome; mitochondrial large ribosomal subunit. NCBI's taxonomy places the organism in Eukaryota, Viridiplantae, Streptophyta, Magnoliopsida, Proteales, Nelumbonaceae. The record is from RefSeq and is a predicted model, not a curated record. Gene Ontology annotation, molecular function: structural constituent of ribosome.